UAAAAACAUUGAAAAUUGAUUUAUUUUAGAUCUUUUCGUAUUUAUUUAAUAUAUAAUAAAUAUGAAAAUAUAUAAUUAACAGUAUCUAAUUGGUCUUAUAGACUUGCUCUUGACUGAAAAAGAAAGAGGGAGAGAAAAAUAGAGAGAAAGAGAUUAAUAGAAAGAGAAAGAGUGAGAGAGGAACUACAACUUCGAUGUAUUGUCCAUCUUUAUCAUACUUGUUAGCUUAUUUUCAUAUUUUGUAGUAAAUAUAAAUGUAAUGCGAAAAAUAUAUUUUAUUUGAUAAGAUUGAUUAUCAAUAACUAUCGGCUCUAACGAUAGAGAUAUAUAGAAUAAAAGUCUUUAUAUUCUACAUCUACCUGGAAAGAAAAGCAUUUAUCUAUAAUAUAUAACUCAUGUAUAAAAUUCUGUUACGUUGACAAACAAGGAUGGAGAUAUCAGUAUUUAAUAAAAAUGACUCUGUAUUGCUAGUGGGAGAAGGCAAUUUUUCGUUUUCUGUGGCAUUAUUACAACAAAAUUUAAACAUCAGUUUUAUUGCCACCUGUUAUGAAUCCAGUACGAGUCAAGAAGCUACAAAGAAAAACGUAGAACAUCUUCAAAAUAAUGGUAUUUGUGUAUUAUUUGGCAUAGAUGCAACAAAAUUGGAAGAGUAUCCCUUACUGAAAUCUGAACUGUUUGAUAAAAUUAUUUUUAACUUUCCUCAUGUUGGUGGUAAAAUGAAAAUUGAAAAAAAUAGAGACUUACUGAAAAACUUUUUUGUAUCUUCUGCAAAGAUGAUAAAAGAGAAUGGUCAAGUAUUAGUGACAUUAUGCAAGGGUCAAGGAGGAACAUCUAUGGACAAUCCUAAGAGACGUUGGGACGAUUCUUGGAAAAUUGUAGAAAUGGCAGCACAUGGAAAUUUAAUAUUAACAAGAAUAGAACCUUUUUUAUGGCAAUGUUUUCAAGAUUAUAUUGUAACAGGAUAUCGCAGUUUAGAGAAACAAUUUCAUACAGCUGGCUCAUUGACACAUUUUUUUACAAAAAGCGAGCAGCCUACAAUAUAUAACAUUGCACCUAGUAGUAAAAUAGAUACUUUUAAACAUGAUAUGGACGAUAUUACAUGGAAAGAGAUAACAAGCAAUGUCCAAAACAUAUCAGAUUAUGAUAUCAAGAUGCUGUGUGUCACUACAUGUACUCGUGAACAAGAGUCUGUAGCUAAACCUUUACGUAGUACAAAACAAAAAUCAAAACAUAACAAUCGACAACAUUUUGUGGAUAUAAAACAGGUCAGAACAGUUGGAGGAAAAGGUGGAGAUGGAGAAAUAACAUUUUUACGAUUGUGGGUCAAUGAUCGAGCCGGACCCGAUGGAGGUGACGGUGGAAACGGCGGUCAUGUAAUAUUUAAGGCGACAAAGGAUGUGAAAGAUCUUCGCCAUAUACAUCCUCUUGUUCAAGCUGGGGAGGGAGAGAGAGGUUACUCUAAGAGUUGCUUCGGUAAAAAUGCAGAGCAUAAUAUAGUAAAAGUGCCGAUUGGCACAAUAGUGCGUGAUGUAACCUGCAAAAUAGUAUGUGACUUAAAUCAAGAGGGAAUGAUGUUUAUCGCCGCGAGAGGUGGUGCAGGUGGUCACGGAAAUGCUUUUUUUAAAUCGGAUAUACAUCAAUCACCUGAAAUAUGUGAAUAUGGCGCACUCGGGGAGGACUUACAAUAUGUAUUAGAAAUUAGAAGCAUGGCCCACAUUGGAUUAAUUGGUUUGCCAAAUGCUGGCAAAAGUACACUUUUACAGGCAAUAUCCAGAGCUAAACCAAAGAUAGCUCCAUAUCCUUUUACUACCUUGAAACCUCACAUUGGCAUGAUACAGUAUGACGAUUAUGAACAAGUUGCAGUAGCCGAUAUGCCUGGUCUCAUAGAAGAUUCGCAUAAGAACAAAGGUCUUGGUAUCACUUUCCUCAAACAUGCAGAACGGUGCGCUGCUUUAAUGUUUAUUAUAGAUAUUACAUUGGAUGAACCGUGGAGAGCUUUGGAGGUUUUAAAUUAUGAAAUUAAUCAGUUUAACGAGAAACUAAACGAUCGACCAUGUCUUGUUGUGGCAAACAAGAUGGACUUGCCAAAUGCUGAGGUUAAUUUAAAAUUACUCAAAGAACAUACAAAUAUACCAAUAAUUCCUAUCUCUGCCAAAAUGGGCACCAAUGUCUCCAUAUUAUUAAGAGAGAUUAGAAUAUUAUAUGAUAGUUUUAAAGUAAAUAACACAGAAGAAAAUAAUGAACUUGGGUAAUAAAGAAUUCUGGUAAAAUCGUGUACAAAAUUAGUGAUUAAUUGAUUCUUAACACAAUAAUGUUAAUAGCGCACAGGUUUUGCGCAAAAUAUAAAAUUCUUUACUACAGACCUUACUUGUGGUUGAUUCAAGAUCGUUGAAAACCACCUGUUUAAGUUCAUAUAUGAUUUUCUAUGAUGUGAAUCAAACACGUGCUCAUAUAGAGGUAACAAGACAGUAAAAACUGAUAUAUCGGCAAGAGUGAUUCUUUCUCCUACUAAGUAUGUUUUUGUAUAUAAUAUACCAUCUAAUCUUUUUAAAUCGCGUAGAAGGUCUUCCUUAGAAAGCUUUGAGUUUGCUUUCAUAUCUUUCGACAUAGAUACUCCAAAUGCUGGAAGUACCCAAGCGGUGACUGCUGGUAAAAUGUGAUUUUGCGAGUAGCUCACCCAUUGCAAAACCUGACUGGACGCAAACAAAUCAUCAUCACGCCGCAACUGUGAAUUUGACAAAAAGAAUGCAAUAGCACUGCCGUUACAUAACGUAACAUCGCCUGUCUCUAAUAUCACAUUGCUAGAACUUUUAUCAUUGUCGACUUGCUUUACAGACACGCAUUUGCCACUAUAUUGCGCGAUUAUUUGUGCUAAGUAGCACUUAGUACUGCCGAUGUUCGCGUAAAGUAUCAAUUUUGAUGAACAUUCCGUGUUAAGUGAUCGAUUGCCACUUUCGGAAGUCUUAAAAGUAUUGUUAGCUGUUUUAUUGUCUGAAAACAGACACAGUUCCUGAUUGCUACUUAUAAUAUUUAUGAAAUAUAUUACUACUCUCUAUUAUA
Molecule: messenger RNA, 3060 nt
Organism: Odontomachus brunneus
Lineage: Eukaryota; Metazoa; Arthropoda; Insecta; Hymenoptera; Formicidae
Product: mitochondrial ribosome-associated GTPase 2
Exons: 9
Coding region: 429-2252 (607 amino acids)
Biological process (GO): rRNA base methylation
Cellular component (GO): mitochondrion
Molecular function (GO): GTP binding; rRNA (uridine-N3-)-methyltransferase activity; magnesium ion binding
Source: RefSeq, a predicted model, not a curated record